Messenger RNA from Aspergillus luchuensis, 459 nucleotides. RefSeq lists its product as uncharacterized. Lineage: Eukaryota; Fungi; Ascomycota; Eurotiomycetes; Eurotiales; Aspergillaceae. The transcript is spliced from 3 exons. The coding region runs from base 1 to 459 and encodes 152 amino acids. The record is from RefSeq and is a predicted model, not a curated record.
AUGCUCCUUGAUCUCAUUGUCAUGAUUCUCCCGCUGAACCAGCUUUACAAGCUCCAGCUUUCCAUCAAGAAGAAGGCUUUUGUCAUGUGCAUGUUUAGCUUGGGUAUCUUUGUCACUGUCGUGAGUAUUCUGCGCCUGGAUUCACUUAUCAACUUUGCUUCCACCGAUAAUGUGACGUGGGACUACGUCACAGUUGGAUACUGGAGUACGGUUGAGUGCCAUGUAGGCGUCAUAUGUGCCUGUUUACCCGCCAUUCGAUCCUUGCUACGCACAACGGCACCGAAGCUGUUUGGCGAUACAAGCGUCAAUAAAUCCUCCGGAAUGAACUCGACAUCUCGGGGGACAGGAUCUCGAUUGGAGGGGGCGUUCCAUGUGAGGAGCAAGCAUGAUGACCAAGAUUUUCUACCGCUAGUAGACAUGGACCACUCCAGUCAGAUUGAGCUGCACCCGAAAGGGUAG